AUUUAUGGUUUUUGACAUUUAUUAUUUUGAAACAGCUAUUUUUGCGAAUAAUCUCGUAGCACAUUUUAUAUUUACUUAUUAUAGAUAGUAUUUUAUUAAGAAAGAUGAGUUUCCUUGCCAGAACAAGAACACGUAUAUUGCCUGCGGUAUUUAAUACCAGGAUGUAUGCCGGUGAACCAGGCUCCGGAGCCGGUAAGGGUGGUGGCGGCGGUGGUGCCAUCCGUGAGGCCGGUGGAGCAUUUGGGAAGAUGGAAGCCGCUAGGGAAGAUGAGUAUUUCUAUAAGAAGCAAAAGGAGCAAUUGGCGAAUAUCAAAGGCCAUUUAGAUAAAGAGAUCUCCUUCCAUCAGGAGCAGAUAAAACGCCAUGAAGACGCUAUCAGGCGCCACAAGCAGCAGAUGGCAGAGAUGGGAGACAAAUAAACUUAAUGUGUAUCAUAUACAAGUCCUGUUUAUGAAUUCCCUGCUUAGACAUGGAAGUUUUUCUUCAUUAUUAAGAUUAAUUUUUUUUCGCUUUUAUUUUGCUUAGGUUCUAGAUUUGAGGUAAUAAAUAUAUUGUACAGGCA
Molecule: messenger RNA, 562 nt
Organism: Danaus plexippus (monarch butterfly)
Lineage: Eukaryota; Metazoa; Arthropoda; Insecta; Lepidoptera; Nymphalidae
Product: ATPase inhibitor mai-2, mitochondrial-like
Exons: 3
Coding region: 105-419 (104 amino acids)
Biological process (GO): negative regulation of ATP-dependent activity
Cellular component (GO): mitochondrion
Molecular function (GO): ATPase inhibitor activity
Source: RefSeq, a predicted model, not a curated record